AUGAUAGAACGCAAAAUUGUAACGCGACCGAAAGGCGAUUUAAACGUUGAGGAGGAGCCGAUGCGGCUGGGCGAUUUGAAUUUACCGAAAACCGAUGAAAAAAAAUUCCCUGAAAGUUACUUAAUUCCACAUCCGUUUGUAACGCAUUCGAAAAACGUUGCUUAUAUAGGCAGCGAACUUUCCGAGCGGCUCAGCUCGCAGUUACCCGAGCUGUCGUAUCACGACGAUAACAACAAUAAUGAGUUCGAUAAUGCGUCGCCUACGAAAGGGGAUAAGUACUCGCUCAGGCCGCGAUCGUUGCGGCGGAUGACGGAGAACGCCAAGGAAUCGUUGGGCGAAUUGACGAAGAGACAGAACAAAACGCAGAAGCCCAAGCAGAAAGCGGCGCCGUUGAGCAAAUACCGCAGGAAAACGGCGAACGCGAGGGAGCGGAACCGCAUGAGGGAGAUCAACCAGGCGUUCGAGACGUUGAGGAGGAUCAUUCCGCACAUGCAGGCGGCCCACGUGCCGGGCAACAACGAGAAAUUGACGAAAAUCACCACGCUGCGUUUGGCCAUGAAGUACAUUUCGACGUUGAGCGCCACUUUGAACGGCACCAGCGAAUUGGAAUCGCUGUCCGAUUACAGCGAUUUCGAUUGUCUGUUUUUGGAGUCCGACGGCGAGUCCAUAUCGGAUCAUUCCGGGUCGUUGUUGACGUCCCCGGAUUUUCCGGAACCUUCCCUGUCGCCGGUGGAUUUUAGUGAUCCGUCGUUGCCCGCUCUGCUGCACACCGAUUUCACCGAGCAUUCGUUAGAACCCGCCGAUUUUAGUGACUUUUUGUUAACGUAA
Messenger RNA from Phyllotreta striolata, 828 nucleotides. NCBI's taxonomy places the organism in Eukaryota, Metazoa, Arthropoda, Insecta, Coleoptera, Chrysomelidae. The record is from the annotation of a GenBank genome assembly.